Molecule: messenger RNA, 692 nt
Organism: Leptopilina boulardi
Lineage: Eukaryota; Metazoa; Arthropoda; Insecta; Hymenoptera; Figitidae
Gene: Lamtor4
Product: ragulator complex protein LAMTOR4 homolog
Exons: 3
Coding region: 130-444 (104 amino acids)
Biological process (GO): positive regulation of TOR signaling; cellular response to amino acid stimulus
Cellular component (GO): Ragulator complex; lysosome
Molecular function (GO): guanyl-nucleotide exchange factor activity
Source: RefSeq, a predicted model, not a curated record
UUCGUUCAAUAAGAAAUACAAAGGAUAAAGGAAUGAGAGUGAGAAAGAGUUAUAUUUUGUUUGUCAUGUCAAUUCCAAAAUAAAGAUUAAUUUUGUGAUUUAUCAAUUCCCAUUUUUUUACUAAUAAAGAUGCUGUCAAUGGAAAGAAUUCCUGAUCAAAUUGGCUACUUAGUUUUAACAGAAGAUGGUGCAAUUUUGGCAUCAGGUGGAGAAUUAGGAAACGAUGAAAGAAUAGCAAAUGUUAUUAUUGGUUUAGUGACAUUAAUAAGCAAAGACAAUUCUAAGGCUUUUUUUGCUGAGGAUUUUGAAAAAAUAAGCAUCACAUAUAGCGAUCAUUGCUAUAUAAUUUGUCUUUCAAACAAAAAAAUUAACGUCGUUAAAAAAAGAUUGACCUCAUCUUCUACACUAUCUCCAGAAAGUCAACUCAUAGAGAUUUCAUCUUAGAAACGAGAGCCGAAAAAAAAAUGUAAGACUUAAAAAUAUAAUGUGAAAUUAUUUAAUUUCUCAUUGACAUUGAAAAAAAAAAAUUGUAAACUUUAUAAAUGAAGUUCACAAUAUUAGAAAUAAGCUUGUUUUUUUUAAAUUUUGAAAUUCUAUAUUUUUAUCCUAAUUGAAUUAAUUAAAUAAUUAACUAUAUAAUAUGUAAAUAAAUUUUUAAAUUAUGUAAAAAUAUAACAAAAUUUUUACUAGAA